AUGUUUCACCCUACGACGAGUUUUGCAAUACUACUGUUAUUGCCGCUACUUCUACUAUCUCACUUUGUAGCCAAAGUCCAUGCAGCCACUUACUAUCCAGCAGCCAAGUUGAUUGGUUGUUACUCACAACUACCCUCGAGCCUGAAUAUAGACUCGGAAAGCGAGUACCAGUGGCAAUCGUCUGGCUACUGUUUCCACAAUUCGUGUCCAGACUCACAAUACAUUGCUAUAAAGAACCAGGAAUGCUACUGUCUAUCACUAUUGCCCAACUCAGAGUACGUGGAAUCAGACGAAUCCAAAUGUGACAUAUCUUGUCCCGGUUACGAUAGCGAGAAUUGUGGAGGCGAUAAUGACUACUCAAUAUUCUUUGGCGUUGCAACUUCUGAAAAGGAGGAAGACGAAGAAGAUGGUAGUAGCAGUAGUAGUAGCAGUAGCAGCAGUGGCAGUGGCAGUAGCAGCAGCACGACAGCUGCAGCAGCAGCAUCAAAGAGCAGCUCAAGCCCAGCAACUACAGAAUCAGCAGAAAAGUCAAGUACAUCUUCAUUUGAAACACCAGUUUCAACUACAACAGCGUCGCGUCUGACUGUUACUAGUUUGGUCACAUCAACUGACGAAAGUGGACAAACAGUCAUAUACAAAACCUUGACCCAAACACCAUCUUCAGCUACCGCAGCCUCAGCCGAAACAACGACCGAUGCUGAUAAUAAUGCUUCAUCUUCAGCAACUGCUUCAGCGACUUCUGACUCAACAAACUCUGCAGAGUCUAGUGACAAUUCUUCUUCAGACAACAACAACAACAACAACAACAAUAGCAGCAAGUCCACGUCAAAUAAAUCAACAGUAGGCCCCAUUGUAGGAGGUGUUGUGGGCGGAAUUGUUGGUCUCGCAGCUAUUGGCGGUCUCAUCUUUUUCUUUGUCAAACGAAGAAAUAGAGAUUACGGCGACGAUGACGAAGACAGCUUUGAUGAUGGUUUCUACAAUGCCGACAAGUAUCAAGGACAGCAAAUGCAACUGCAACAACAACAACACCUGCACCUGCAAUUGGGACUUCCCUUUGCAGCCGUUACAAGAAACAAUGGCGCAGCCAAAGGGUCUCGCAAAGCCACCAAAAACUCCAACAUUACAGAUUUGGAUAUGCCAAUGGUUAACCCAUUCCUGCAUCCCGAUGAUAGUCUUACAAGUACCCAACUCAACCAAGGAAGUCUACUAGGAAAUUCAAAUUCAUCACACAAUAACUCCUCUGUACACACUGCAGCUGGAAAGAUGGGGUUGGUCGACCCUCGAACAAACCCUGUCAUGGUUGGCAGAAGAAGGCUCUCGGAAGGCUCGUUGGACGACGAGGCUAUAUACAACCAAAGAAAAACAUUACACGUGAUAAACCCCGACGAUCGAAGGUCACAAAUGCUACAAUAA
Lodderomyces elongisporus is the source of this 1413-nucleotide messenger RNA. It is a transcript of the gene WSC1, whose product is annotated as Wsc1p. The coding region runs from base 1 to 1413 and encodes 470 amino acids. Lineage: Eukaryota; Fungi; Ascomycota; Pichiomycetes; Serinales; Debaryomycetaceae. The transcript has a single exon. The record is from RefSeq and is a predicted model, not a curated record.